AUGGAAGAUUCACUCCAGAUCCACUACCAGUUAUAUCAGCCAGGAGAUGUUAUCGUUGGUGGGGUCACUUCUCAACUCUUUUCCCUUUCUGACACUGUGUCCUUCAAGGAACAUCCUAAAUUGAAGCUCAUUGAUGAAGUUGUAGCAGUGCCAAAAAAUUACCAGCAAGUCCUUUCCUUGGUGUUUGCUGUGAAGGAGAUCAAUGGGAAUCCCAAGAUCUUACCCAAUGUUACUCUGGGCUUACACAUCUAUGACAGCCACUUUGAUGCAAAGAUGACUUAUCAGAAUAGCUUGAAUCUUCUCUUUAAUCAGAACAGGACGAUACUAAACUACCACUGUGUGAUCCAAAAGAAUUUAGUUGCUGUCAUUGGGGGCCUUGACUCUGACAUCUCAUUUCAUAUGGCCACUAUCUUAGGCAUCUACAAGAUUCCACAGGUCACAUACUGCUUAUUUGAUCCAGUGAUAAGUGAAAUAAAUGAUCUCUCCUUAUACCGAAUGGUCCCUCGUGAAACACAUCAGUACACUGGAAUUGUCAAGCUGCUUCUUCACUUCCAUUGGAAGUGGGUUGGGAUCAUUGCCAUGAGUGAUGAUAAAGGAGAAAAGUUUGUGCAGACUUUGAUUCAGAUGUUUUCCCAGAGAGGCAUCUGUGCUGCUUUCACUCAAAAAAUACCCACUCAUAGUAAUAUAUUCGACAUGUUAAACUGGCUAGAUCCCCUUACGAAUAUGACAAAUUUUCUUUUCCAGACAAGAGUAAAUAUAUGUAUUGUAAGUGCAGACACACAUAGUAUGUUGACUCUGCAACUGGCACUGAAUCUGUUUGAAUCAGGCACUAUGACACCCAUGUACAAGGUGUGGGUUAUGACAGCCGAUUGGAAUUUCUCAUCAGAGACAUUUCACAGAUCUCUGGACAUACAAGUCUUUUAUGGUGCCUUAUCCUUUGCAAUUCAAUCCAAUGAGGUGCCAGGGUUCCAUGAUUUCCUUCAGAUUCUGGAUCCCUAUUCCGCUGAAGAUGGCUUCAUCAGGGUCUUCUGGGAACAGGCAUUUGACUGUAUAUUUCCAGAUACAAAUGAGUGUGAAGCGACUGGGAAAUGCUGCACUGGAGAAGAGAAGCUGGAGAGCCUUCCUGGACCUUUUUUUGAGAUGAGUUUGAUCGGCCAAAGUUACAGCAUAUACACUGCUGUCUAUGCUGUGGCACAUGCUCUACAUGCAAUGUAUUCACUCAGAACCAAACACAGACCAGUGUCAGGUCUAUACAGAGCAGAGGUUGUUAAACCACAACAUUUUCAGCUUCAUUCUUUUCUGCAGAGUAUCUUAUUCAACACCAGUGCUGGGGACACUGUAUCUUUGAAUGAAAAAGGUGUACUUGCAGCUGGAUUUGAUAUUAUUAACUGGAUUACUUUUCCAAACAAAUCAUUCUUAAGAGUGAAAGUAGGGGAAAUUGAUCCUCAAGCUCCAUGGGACAGAGAAUUUUUCAUAAAUGAUACCAUCAUUACUUGGCACAAAAUAUUUAACCAGGAUGUGCCCCUUGCGUUGUGCAAUGACCAUUGCUAUCCAGGUUAUAGCAGACAAAAGAAGGAAGGAAAGCUGUUCUGUUGUUAUGAUUGCACUCUAUGUCCAAAAGGGAAGAUUUCAAACCAAACAGAUAUGGAUGACUGUUUCAAAUGUGCAGAAGAUCAAUAUCCUAAUAUGGAGAGAAAUGGCUGCCUUGUCAAGGAGCUCAACUUCCUUUCUUAUGAUGAACCUCUGGGAAUCACAUUGGUUGUUUUGACUCUCUUUCUUUCUUUGACAACAACAUUGGUACUUGGGAUCUUCUUUAAGAAUCGGAACACUCCCAUUGUCAAAGCCAACAACCGGGACCUCACCUACUUUCUGCUUAUUUCCCUUCUGCUCUGCUUCUUGUGCUCCUUGCUAUUCAUUGGCCAUCCUCAGUCCAUCACUUGCCACAUACAACAAAUUGCUUUUGGUAUCAUCUUCUCAAUGGCAGUUUCUUCUGUUCUGGCAAAAACUAUCACAGUAUUCCUGGCUUUCGUGGUCACCAAGCCAGGAUCCAAGUUGAGGAAAUGGGUGGGGAAAAGACUUUCAAACUCAAUUGUUCUCUGCUGCUCAUUUAUUCAAGCAAGCAUGUGCAUGGUAUGGUUAUAUAUUGGCCCUCCAUUCCCAGACAUGGACAAGCACUCUCUGCCUGAAGAAAUCAUAGUGGAAUGCAAUGAAGGAUCAGCCAACAUGUUCUACUACAUUCUUGGGUACAUGGGGUUUCUGUCUCUUGUCAGCUUCAUUGUAGCUUUCUUUGCCCGCAAGUUGCCAAGCACUUUUAAUGAAGCCAAGUUUAUCACUUUCAGCAUGUUGGUGUUUUGCAGUGUGUGGGUGUCUUUUGUUCCAACAUAUCUAAGCACCAAAGGCAAAUACAUGGUGGCCGUGGAGAUCUUCUCCAUCUUGGCCUCCAGUGCUGCAUUAUUGGGUUUUAUCUUUUCCCCUAAAUGUUAUAUUAUUGUCUUGAGGCCUGAACUGAACAGCAAAGAGCAGUUAAAAAGGAGAAAUACUUCAACCCAACUAAAUGCUACUCUUUCCUCUUAA
Elgaria multicarinata webbii is the source of this 2574-nucleotide messenger RNA. RefSeq names its product vomeronasal type-2 receptor 26-like. The coding region runs from base 1 to 2574 and encodes 857 amino acids. Gene Ontology annotation, molecular function: G protein-coupled receptor activity. The transcript is spliced from 6 exons. The record is from RefSeq and is a predicted model, not a curated record. Gene Ontology annotation, biological process: G protein-coupled receptor signaling pathway. Gene Ontology annotation, cellular component: plasma membrane. Lineage: Eukaryota; Metazoa; Chordata; Lepidosauria; Squamata; Anguidae.